Messenger RNA from Scatophagus argus, 2415 nucleotides. It is a transcript of the gene eps8l3a, whose product is annotated as EPS8-like 3a. The record is from RefSeq and is a predicted model, not a curated record. Bases 390 to 2381 code for a protein of 663 amino acids. Gene Ontology annotation, biological process: Rho protein signal transduction; positive regulation of ruffle assembly; regulation of Rho protein signal transduction. Gene Ontology annotation, molecular function: actin binding. The transcript is spliced from 22 exons. Gene Ontology annotation, cellular component: plasma membrane; ruffle membrane; vesicle. NCBI's taxonomy places the organism in Eukaryota, Metazoa, Chordata, Actinopteri, Scatophagidae.
CUCUGAAGAAUGAUGAAUGGAAGCAGGAGGCACCUGAGCUCAAUUUUGAGUGUCAUGGCAAAGGAUUCUUUGAGCUAAAGGUGGUCAUGUUGUUUACCCUGAGCUCAUAACAUCACUGAGGAAUUUGUCCUGGUUAAUGUUUGGCAGUGUGAUUCAGGCAGGACCCCACACUAGAGCUCUCACACCCUCAACAGAGUCAGCUCAGCAGCUACAGACACUGGACUUUGUUCUUCCCUUUUAUAAGGAAGUCCUGGGUGUGUGUGUCGUUGACUGAGGCACAGAAUUAAAACAUGUGUGGUAUUUGUGCUACACACUGAAUAAUACAGAAGAAGUAACUCCAACCUCCACCCACCAGAGAUCAGAGGUGUGUCAGGUCAGUCAAUCCUAAGAUGUUCAGGACUAACAGUCCCUUUGGAAAUGACACCAGCAGCUAUGCUGAUUCCAUCCAGUCUAAUGGUUACUCCACUAUGGAUGAGAGAUCUUCACAGAUAUCAAACCUGUCAAGGCCCAGCGCAAAGUCAAUUUACUUGCAAAGGAAGGAAUAUGCAGAAUCAAUAAACAAGAUUAUGGACAAAUUUCAGUACAGAGUGGAGCACCUGUUCACUUGUGACCUGGAUGGGAACGAGCUGAGAGAUGUCGCUGACUGUGUGGAGCGGCUGAAGCUGCUGGAUGGGAUGGGUCGUGUGUGGGGUCAGAGCAUGCUGCUGGAGGUGCGAGGUCCCAAACUGCUGCUCACAGACAUCGAAACCAAGAUGGAGCUGGAGUCCAUAGCUCUUAGAGAUGUCCUGGAGCUAAAGGCUGUUGUGGAUUCAGAGGUGUUUAAUUCCCUGCUCACAGUGUCUGUCCAGGCCAGCAGAAAACACACCACCACUGUGUUCAUGUUUCAGUGCGAGGAUAUCAGGGCUGACCUUAUUCAAAAGGAUCUCUCACGAGCUCUUUCACGAAGGAACCCAAACAGCAAUGCAGGACAUAUGGAUGGACAUCAGGGGAUGAGCAACCAUCGUAAUGCUGCAAAAUCUUCUGAACCGAAAGAGCAGAAUUCAAUGCCCCAGUGGGCAGCUCCUGACUAUGAAGAGUAUGACAUUGCUCACCCUGAAGAGGAAGAGCAACUUUCACUGCAGCCUUUCAUGGCUGAUGAAGAACCUCCACCCCCGUACAAAGAGCUGGACAGGAAUAUAGACAUCUUGAAUCAUAUUUUGAAUGACCUAGAAAUCUUCAUGGGGCAAAUAGCUGCAGUGGUAGCUAAAAAUGCAAAUAAAAAGAAGAAAAAGAAAAAAGGAAAAGUGACGGACAGCAUGCCCCCUGCAGCAGACUUUGCAACUUGUCUCCAGAAGAUCAAAUGUGGUUUCAACCUUCUGGUGGAGCUCAAUGGAAAGAUCACAAAUCCUGGUGUUCCUGAAUUCAUUCACAGCUUAUUCUCCACAUUAGCAUUUGUGGUAUCUCACUGUCCUGAGGAUCUGCCGCCGACCAUUGUGGCGCCGCUGCUGACGCCUCAGUGUAUCCGUCUGAUGAGUGAGGAGGCCUCCACAGAGGAGGACCAGCUGUGGCAGUCUCUGGGAGACGCCUGGAACAUCCCCAGCACCCAAUGGCCUGAAGAAGAUGAGGACAUCCCAACAUACACUCUGGAGUUCUUCGAUGGCUGGCAGCCCCCUGAGGUGUCAGCAACACCUGAACCCAUCUUCUCUGAACCUGUGAGAAGACAGGUUAAACCAUCGGCAAAACCUGAACCCGUCUUCUCUGAACCUGUGACAAGACAGGUUAAACCAUCGGCAAAACCUGAACCCGUCUUCUCUGAACCUGUGACAAGACAGGUUAAGCCAUCAGCAAAACCUGAACCCGUCUACUCUGAACCUGUGAGAAGACAAGAGAGUCCUCAACCUUCAUUCAGCCAGGCUUCAGCCAAGUGGAGACCAUCAUAUCCUCCACAAAAAGCAAGCUCAGACGUGUCAAAACCACGGUCAAAACCACAGCACAUGCGUGUCAAAUACGACUUCAUUUCAAGAAACAACAGAGAGCUCUCCAUCAGAAAAGGAGAAAUCGUUGAGCUGCUGGAUAAGUCAAAGCAAUGGUGGAACGUAAGAAACAGCAGAGGAGAGGAGGGCUUUGUACCCAAUAAUGUCCUGGAGGAUAAUGAUGAGCAGCCUAUCCAGCAAACUGUAGGUCCUCCUGUGCUAACAAAGAGAUCCAAGCCUGCAGAGGUGAAGGCCUGGCUUGAAGACAAGGACUUUAGCAAAAUUACUGUACGCUGUCUGGGUGGACUGAGCGGCCCUGCUCUCCUGGGGAUGACCAGAGAGGAGCUGAAGACAGUGUGUCCAGAGGAAGGGGGACGAGUCUUCAUCCAGUUACAAGCAGUCAAGUCUGCCAUGGCUGCUGCCACUUAAAUGCAACGAAUAACACGGGAAGAGGACAACAAAA